Molecule: messenger RNA, 8234 nt
Organism: Macrobrachium nipponense
Lineage: Eukaryota; Metazoa; Arthropoda; Malacostraca; Decapoda; Palaemonidae
Exons: 3
Coding region: 914-5707 (1597 amino acids)
Biological process (GO): regulation of transcription by RNA polymerase II
Cellular component (GO): nucleus
Molecular function (GO): DNA-binding transcription factor activity, RNA polymerase II-specific; RNA polymerase II transcription regulatory region sequence-specific DNA binding
Source: RefSeq, a predicted model, not a curated record
UUGUGUUAGAUCCAGGUGGCGCUGUAAGUCAGGCCACAUCGAAUUAAAAAAAAUCGCUUUAACCAAGUUAUAAGUUAUAUAUUCCGCCGUAACGUGAUGCAAUAGACAUUGAAAACUGACGGUACUUGACCAUCUUGGAGCGAUGUGACGAAGUGGUUGUAUUUGCGGGAAAUAUAAACAAUAAUGUUGACAACUCGCCGAAGAAAGGAAGAAAUCUGAAAGAAGAAGAGGAUCAUCUGGCGCAACGGGAAGACAAACAAACAGAGUUAAUCAUUUGCUCCUUAAUUUACACACUUGCAAGUCAAUAAGUGUUGUCAAUGUCUCAGUAAGAUUGACAGCAAACGAAAGACAUUUCAAGAAGUCUGACGUAGCAAGAUAAAGGGUACGGGUGACGUCGGUUCAAAUGUGUUAUAAAGUAGUAGUGUAUAAGCAGCACCCAUGUCUCUUGAAUCUCUGAGGAAUUAAAUUUUCGUAUUGGUCAUCAGCCUUAUGUUAGCUGGAUUUUAGUACACAUCAUGGCUCUUCAUGAGAGAAAUGGAUGGAGCCCUAAGUGAAGAAGUCAGCAAGGGAAUUAAGAGAGCAGCUUUAUCAACAAGAGUUAAAAAAGUGAAAUUCUUCACCCACUUGAAUUUGGUAGAUACUUUGGUUGUGAAAUUAUAAAGUGCAGUAGGAAUUGGUGAAACUUGACAAUGAUGCCUGAUAGCAGUUUGGAACACUGAUUGCUCACCAGCAUACAGCAUAUUUAUUUUUGAACUAGAAGGUUAGCAAUAGUCACUCAUGUGCUUCUGUUCCAUUAAAGGUACUACUUAAUGCAUAAGUCAUGAUGCCAUAACCCCAGAGUGUUGAGUAGUUGUCUGAAGGUGAUGUCUAUCUAUCUCCCUUUUAAUGCUAUGACUUGUGCACAUUUCAGUAAAUGGCUCUAACAAAAUCAGUGAGCCCUGUAUCACAAAAUGCUCAUACUUGCAUACAGUGUGGAAAGAUUUUCAGAAACAGUGUUAAGUAUAUGAUACAUAAAUCAAAACAUACUAGUCACAUUACUUUUAUCAGUAAUAUUCGGAAAAAAUAUUUGUUAAAUUUUAGGUACAGAUUUUGUUGGAAAAAAUAUCAUGUUUGCAAUUUCUUUAGGAAGGCCUACUGUUGUGGAAUGUGCCAAAAGUCAUUUAUAAGUGAGAGGACUGUUGUUAAUCAUUUAAAAAAUUGUCCAUGUAAUACUAAGCACAAAUGCCUUUUUUGUGAUUACACGUCUAACUCCCAAUCAGACAUUAUAAAUCACACAAAACAGCAUGCAGAUGAGCAACCUUACCAGUGUACAAAGUGUGAUAAGAAAUUUGUAUCUCUUGGUGAACUCACAGAUCAUGAGCUAGUGCAUUUGCCCCCAAGAUAUUUAUGCUUCACUUGUGGGAAGGUAUUUGCUGAAAAAAAUGUUUUAAAGAACCACCUGGAGGCUCAUCGUGGAAAACAGUUGUGUAUUCAGUGUGGUAAAGAAUAUUCUGGUGAGGAUUAUUUCUGUCAUACAGAGGUAGUAAGUGCUCUUUGCAAGAAAUGUGGUUCAAGAUUUAAAUAUCUUUGUCUGUAUGAGAAACACAAAAAAAUGCAUGGAGAAGUAGUGAAAAAAAUGAAGCAUCGUGGGAAGCAUUUAUGUAUUCAUUGUGGCAAAGAAUACUUGGGUAAAGAUCACAUUUUUCAUAUGGAGUUUUUUGAUGAAUUGUCUCCUUGCAGAAUAUGUGGAUUACAUUUUGAUUAUAUUUGUAUGUAUGAGAAACAUAAAAAGGGGCAUAUAGAGGCACUGGAAAAUAUUAAAACUUGUAGAACUCGAGCCGAUCUUUGCCAGUUUAUUGAGUGUUCUGAAAUGGUUGUAUCUCAGGCCCCAUUGAUUUAUGGUUACAAUCAUGUAUGUAUGAUCUGUGGAAAGGGAUUUAAAGAUUUUCCAUCUACUCUUGUUCACAUAGAGGGGCAUGUCAAAAUUGAGUCUGGGAUGACCGGAAAUGUGGCUUCAUCUGUAUGUAAAGCUAGCAGAGAACCAGUGAAUGAUUUUCAGGGUUUUGAUAAGCAAUUGAAUUCAAACAAGGGAAGUAGUUUGACAUCCAAGCAUGUAGAUGUAGUUGUAUUUUUUAAUGCCACAAAAAGGAAAAAAUCAAGUUUAGAAUCUGAUAUGCAGCUUUCCCUUAAACCUCGGGAAGAAGUUUUAAAAUAUAAUUCAGAGGAAAAUAUUGGUUUGAAGGUGAAUAGAAAUUAUUGUUCAGUUAAUCUUAGCACCAGAAGUCUUCCUCAUUCUAGCUAUGACUCUCAAGUUGAUGAAAAUUUACCUGGUCCAUCUAAAAGCAUUAAAAAGAAGGUAAUGUCUUCAGGGUACUCAUUCUCCUCAAGUGAAGAUGGUUCUUUGACAAUAGUAGAUCAUGGUCUAACUUUUUCAAAAUAUAAAGCAGUGAUGGCUGAAGUUUCGCAAAAAAUCUCAGAGACUGGAGAAUCCAAGAUGAAACAAUCAUUAGUUGAGCCAUGCAGUUUGGAGAAAGUUUGUCCCUCAGUCUCUUCUACCCUCGGAGGUGAUGCUACUUCCAAAAGUAACAGAGCGGGGAAGUCACCAAUUGCUAGUCCGGGGAAGUGUGUUUCAGAUGAUCUAAGUCGAAGUAGGCUAAUUUUAAGUGAAGAAAACCCUUCAUCAAAUAAUGAAGGAAGAGUGAACAUUCCCAAAGAUAGGAUUGCCUUAUAUAGAACAGAAACAAAAGCUUUAAAUAAGAAGGAAAAAGAUGUGCAGGAGGACAUUUGUGGAGAGGUUGUCAAGGAUGAGAAUAAUAGUGUUCCAAGUUUUGACAGUGUUCCCAGGGAUACCUCAAAACACAGAGAAGAUUCCAAGUCAUUUGGGCCAUUUGUGAAUAACCUAAUGGUUAGAGACUCGAGCCUAGAAUACUUUCAUUCUUGCAAUAAUGAUAGUCAAACAGACACAGAGAAUAAGAUUGUAAACCAGGUUACAAAUGUGAAAAAAGUUAUCAGCUUACCUUGCAAUGAUGGAAAAGUUGAGGGAAUGCACAAAACCCAGACAGCAUUAAGUGAUAUUAUUAUUGUUGAUGUUGCUUCAUUAGAGAAGUCUUUUUCAGGUACUGUCAGUCAAGGUGUCUCAAACGAGGAUUCAUCUUCAGUCGAAAAUAUGAGUAUUGAGGACUCGAGAACACUCGGAGUGAAUUUGGAAAGGAAUCACUAUUCAAAAACAAGGGACAAGUAUAAUGUAGAAAAUAAGCAACAAUUAGCAGGACAGAGCUAUGUGUCAUCAUUAGCCAAGUCUUUAGAGGCUAUUAAUUGUACAGACAGCGAUGUUGUUAAAGACUUGUCGCCAAAUAAGAAAACAAUUCAGAAUUCAGAAAAUCCUCAAGUAAAGAUAGAAAGGUCGUGUUUACCAAGAAAACGGAAGUUUGGAAGGAUGUGGGGUCGUAAUGCUCACAAAAAAUGUCCUAGUUGUGGAAUUAUGGUUCUUUGUAAGCUAAGUACACAUGCUAAAACCUGUUUUAAACAGCAGGAAGAAGACUGUUUACAGCAAAGUGAUAUGUCCUUAGAAAAUUCCAGAAGUAUUUUGCCAUUAUCAGUUAAAUUAGAGAACUGUAACAGUAGUGUUAAUGAUGUUAAGAAUCAACACUCUGAAAAUGUAGGGGAUAAUUGUGGUCAAAAUGGGACAAUAGCUGAUAAUGGUUAUGAUUUAAAGAACAUGAAUAAUUCAAAAGGAAUUCUGAAAAGGACCUUUAAAAAUGCUCGAGAAUCAGACAAGUUGCAAUAUGUUUGUAAAGAGAUAUCGAGUAAGUCGUAUGUGAAAGAUAGCCCUUAUUGUACAUUGUGUGGUAAAGUGUUUGCUUUCAAAUCUUCCUUUGAGGCUCAUAAGCAGUUGCAUGAAAAGGCCGGUUGGUAUCUAUGCUACAAGUGUGGAAUUGCGUACAGGAAUGAAAGGAAUCUUGUGCGACAUUGUGAAAUCGCUCAUUUUGGAGAAUAUGUCUUUGAAUUUGAACAAGAAAAAUUCGUUCCUGUCAGAAAAACAGGUCGUUUUUCAAAUAGAUUAGUAAUCAGAAAGAAUGUAUCUAAACGAUAUGGUGACAGUCAGACUGGUGUGUUUGAUAAAUCAGGCCAUUUUGAAUGUCGGCAUUGUAGAGGAAUGUUCAGAUGUAAAAGUGUGCUUAAAAUCCAUUUGGAAAGCCAUAAAAAUAUUUGUUUGGAUAAAGAAUUCAAACUGAUUAAGAUACAAUGUUCAGUUUGUAAUAUGAAGUUUAAAGAUAGAGGGAAGUUGAAAAUACAUUGGCAGUCUCACAAGAAUUCUCAGUUGUUUACAUGUAUUGUUUGUGGGAAGGCAUUUAGUUCAGAAGAUAAAUUUCUUUAUCACAAAUGUAUGCAGGUUAAACAUGGAAAUAUCUUGGAGGAGAAAUAUGUCAAUCAUGAAAAUCAGAAUGUUACAGUUGAUGCAGGUGGUGAGAUGGAUGAGGAAAGUACAUCAAGUAAUAAAAGCUCUAAAAAGAAAUCGGUUGUAAAAGUGGAAGGUGGUUUAUCUUGUCAAGCAGAAAUUAAGAACAAAAAUCAAUUAUACAAGUGCCCAGCUUGUCGAAGGAGAUUUGAAAAUAGAGAAGUCUUUGCUGCUCAUGUUGUUAAACAUGAAAAGGCCAAGUGGUAUAUAUGUGUUGAUUGCAGUCUUUGCUUUUGGCUUAAAGAAGGCUUGAAAGAGCAUUCUAUGUAUGCACACAGUGAACAUUGGGUCACAGAUAAAAAUACUUCGGAAGAAACUACCAGUUCCCAGGUCGAAAGUGAAGUAACUAGUUCCCAGGUUGAAAGUGAAGUAGUAUCUAGCUCCCAGGUCGAAAGUGAAGUAACUAGCUCCCAGGUCGAAAGUGAAGUAACUAGUUCCCAGGUCGAAAGUGAAGUAAAGCAGUUUCUUUGCAGUGUGUGUGGUGAUAAAUAUCAUUGUCAAGAAACCUUUAAACAGCAUAUACUUCAGCAUGAAAAUGAAAACUGGUGUAUUUGUGGAGAUUGUGGUAAUUGCUAUAGGGAUAGGGGUAACUUAUUUAGACAUGAGAAGCAAUAUCAUGGAAAGAUACAUGAUGAUAUUCUUACCACUGAGAAAGAAAAGAAUAAUUAUAAAACCAGUAGGACUGUGAAAGUAAUUGUUGAACGUAUGUCACCAUGUAAUGUUUGUGGAAUGUAUUAUGGUACAUCUAAGACAGACUUGGAGAAGCAUCUUACAACCCAUGCAGUGCCGAAGAAAAAGAGAAUAUUUAAAUGUACACUUUGUUUAAGGACUUUCAAAAAUAGAAAACUUUUUUUAUCUCAUAAGAUUAUGCAUUCAUCUCAGAAACAAAGAUCCUCAGUAAGUUUAAGGGAAAAGAAUAUUGUGAAUCUAAAGAAAUCUUCAUCAUUUAAGUUACAAGGUGCCCACUUGCAGAAACGUUAUGUGUAUAAGAAAGGUAUUUGUAUUUUAAAGUCAUCCGCAGGGCCCCUCUGCAGUAAAAAGCCGCGUUCCCACAGAAACUUGUUGCUACAAAAAAAAGUGGAAGAGACUAAUUUAUUGUACCAUCGUAAGAAGUUAUUGGGUUCGAGUGCACGAAAAUUUGUGUGCCUCAGUUGUGAUUCAAAGUUUUUUUUCAAAGUUUCUCUUGAUAACCACAACAAGAAAUAUCAUCGACAUGGAGCAAUUUUGGGCAGUGUUUCCAAAGACAUUUAUGAAAAUGUACCUGAUUGAUAUCUUUAAAGGGAGCUAAUUUUGUGUGCCUUUUUUUGUCAAGAUCUAGUAAAAUGUGAAUAAGCAAAGAGGGUUUUACUAGGAAAGCAAUGCUUGACCUUGUACUAGUCAAAUGUUUGGGUCUUCAUAAAGUUCUUUUUGAACACAGAGGGUAAGGAUUUGCAGUGUGGUUAUAUUACAUAGCACAUAUGACAAUAUGUUGACCAUUUGUUUGAGGCCCUCUCCUCAAGGUAACAGUUUUGUCUUAAGCAUUGAAAAUUUUGGUUACAAUUCAUUAAGGCUUCAUUUGAGUCUUAGUAUUUGAAAUUGUCUAGUGAAUAUUUUUGUUUAUGAAAAAAUAUGACCAUAUAAUUGGUUGAAAAUAUAUGCAGCUUGAAACUCAGUUCUUGAAAUAUGGUAGAAAUAGUUUUUGGAAACUGAAUCCAUUGUAAAGAGAGCAAGGGUGCUAAUAACAUGUUGCCCAUUGACAUUUUGUGAAUGACUUCAGACACUGUUAAUUUCAAUCAUCAGUGAACAGUUUUGAGUUGAAGAUCUAACAAUCUUAUUUUGUGAAAUUUUAAAAAUUAAAGCACUGUACUAUUCAUUUUAUUUGAACAGUCAAGUCUUAUUUGGAAUAUAAACAGUUUUGAAUUGAGAACAGAAAUCCCACGAGCAUCAAAAUUAUGUAAACCCUGUUAUCACAGUCUUUUGCAUACAAUUUAUGUUUAUAUACCAAUGAUUUCAAUAAUACUGUAUGUUUUGAACAGAUAUUAGUGAAAAGUCAUUUCAAUACAGUUUUGGAUCAAAGCACCAUUUAUGAUGACAAGUUUUAAGUAGAAGCUUUUGUUCUCAUUACUUCUCAUGAAUAGCUUUUGAGGUGAAAUGUGUAUAAGUAAAUUGUCUGUGAAAACAAAUUCAUAGUUUCAUGAAGAGGCUUGAGUGUGGAACAGUUAACGAAGGCUUUGCUGGAUCAGAUUAAGACGAAAACUUGAUAAUUUUUUAAGAUGAAGCAGUAUUUUCAUGGAUACCGGACAGUAGUAGCUACUUGAAAUUUAGGCAGAUAGACUUUGUGUAUGGUUGGAGGUGAAGUGGAAUGGUUACUUUGGAGGUUAUUGGCUUAAUUAUUAUAAUAUCUCUGAUGAAAAGAGCAGCAGUGUUAUUGGAACCAUCGAGCAUUUGAUCAAGGGAUUAUGAACAUCUUAAAUGGCUUUUUUUUUCAUUCAAAUAUAAUGUUGAAAUUCCUCAUCCAAAUGGGAGUGUAUUGUGAAAAUGAAUGUAAUGAAAGGAUUUUAUAUGAAAUAAAAAUCAUUGCCUACCAGAGUCCAUUCCUCAACUGUUUGAAUGAAGAAAUUGGUUCAGAUCAGAAAAUGCUUUAUAUUUCUGUAAUAUAAGUUUGGUCAUGAAAGGUGGUUAGUUUUUUGUGUGGUACUAUUUUGUUUCUUAUUGUAAAGAGAAGAUUGUUUUCUGUGUCCGAGUUGUCGUGUAGAAGUCUGUCUUUUUUGAUAAGUAGUUCGUUGAUUAUGCCACUGUGUUAAAAAUCUUUACUUUAGGUUGGCCGCUAGUGUAAAGUUGCCAUAGAAUGCCUGUUUGUCUACAGAAUGGAAGCUAUGAAAAAUGUUACCUUGGAUCUCCUGUUGAUAUUGAAGGAAACAUGUAGUAAAGAAGUAAAGGGAAUUACUAAUUUUCUACAUAUAAUUAUCUGCAAGAUUUUCUACAUAAAAUUAAAAGCUUAAAUGUUAAAGAAACUGUGCCUUUAGAUCUCAUUAUACUGAACAACUGUUGUCUAUAUCUAAUGCAGAACACACUUCUAUUUUUAUGGUAUUUAUGUUCUAUGAUGACAGGCUUUGAUAUAACAAGAAAUAACCAUUGCUAUCAAGUUCCUACAGUGAGAUGAACCAAGUGAAAUACUUUAUUUACAUGUGAUGCAGUUUUGUUGUGAAAACUAUGUGAAAGAACAGUAACUAUGUAUUUGUCAAUUUCCAUCAUGAAAUCCUCAAGUAACGAGAUUAGUGUAAUUUUUAAUUUGAGGUAGACAUUUGACAUAUUUCUUAUCAUUAUGAGAGGGGAAAGUAGAAACGGGUUCAUGUUCUCAUGUUAUUUAGACUUGUAACGUAAUAAAAUUGUAUUUAGGAGUGAAAAUGUACAAAAACCUAACAGCAAAUUUCUGUUGUCAUUAGGGAAUAGUAGUAAGUUAUGAAGAGAUGUAUAAAUGUCAAUGGUUGCAGUUCUCUGUUGCAGUAUUAAAGAUUUUGUGAUAUUUGGCUAUCUUAACUUAUGUUUUUGUUCAGGCUUUUUCAAAAUUGUGGAAGUUCCCAUAAAUUUGAGAAGGAAGUGUGACAAGAACUUAUUCUUGACUUAAGAAUGCUGUAAGUCAGCAUUUUGUAGUGUUUAUGGUGCAUUUGAUUUUCUACAAGGAUGAGCCUGUAGAUUUUGAAGUCAUCCUCAAUGCAUAUGCUGUAUUCUUGACAAAUUUUCAGAUGAAAAUUAUUCUGUUGACAAACUGUGUGUAUAAAAUUUAUUUGAAUAAAUAUUGUAAGUUUUCCUGGCA